Messenger RNA from Echinostoma caproni, 201 nucleotides. The record is from the annotation of a GenBank genome assembly. Lineage: Eukaryota; Metazoa; Platyhelminthes; Trematoda; Plagiorchiida; Echinostomatidae.
AUGUACCAUGGAACGUCUUGUCCCUUGUUUGCCGCUGAGGUGAAAGGAGACGAGCUUUUUCCCUUCCUUUUUAGCAAGGCCGCCGUACUGAAGGCAAUUCGCAGUGGUAAGUACACACUUUGUGAGCGUACAGCCGAAAGAAAUCUGGACGCUCGAUUGGCCGUGGCCAUUAUCAGUCCUGUGCAACCUAAUCUGAUCUGA